This is a messenger RNA of Chenopodium quinoa (quinoa), 1965 nucleotides long. RefSeq lists its product as uncharacterized. Gene Ontology annotation, molecular function: DNA binding; zinc ion binding; transposase activity. The coding region runs from base 1 to 1965 and encodes 654 amino acids. Gene Ontology annotation, biological process: DNA transposition. The transcript has 4 exons. The record is from RefSeq and is a predicted model, not a curated record. NCBI's taxonomy places the organism in Eukaryota, Viridiplantae, Streptophyta, Magnoliopsida, Caryophyllales, Amaranthaceae.
AUGAAUAAGAAAGUUACAGCUGAGUCCUUAGCUGAUAGAUACUUGGAGGAGUUUAGAAGCAAUCCAACUUGGAAGAUUAGACAAAUACAGGAGAGAGCUUUGACUGAUUUGGGAAUUAAAGUGAGCUACUUUAAAGCUUGGUUGGCUAGGUGUAGGGCAAAGCUAAUUAUUUUUUGCUCUUCAGCUGAGCAGUAUGCAAAGGUAUGGGACUAUGCUAAGGCAUUAGUGGUGCACAACCCUGGGACUGGUUGUGUCGUUGUUGUAGAUGGGAUAGAGCAGCCUGAACCCCCUCUUUUUUUGAGAAUGUUUGUGUGUCUUGCACCAUUAAGGGAUGGUUUUGUUAGUGGAUGCAGACCAAUUAUUGGAGUAGAUGGCUGCCAUCUUAAGGGUGCUUACCCUGGCCAAAUUUUAGUUGUUGUAGCUAAGGAUGGUAAUAACCACAUAUUUCCACUAGCAUGGGCAACUGUGGAAAUUGAGAACAAGGACACAUGGUCAUGGUUCCUUGAGGCAUUAGUAGACAGCAUUGGAGGUAAAGAUGAAGGUGAAGGGUUGACUUUUAUGUCUGAUAGGCCGAAAGGCCUGCUAGAAGCAUUUGAGAAUGUUGUACCUAAGGCUGAGACUAGGUACUGUGUUAGACACAUCUGGUCUAACUUCAAACAACAAUUCCAAGGAUCUCUAUUCAAAGAGCUAUUUUGGAAUGUAGCUAGGGCUUACACUCACUAUUAUAAUGCAUAUGGUCAGACUGAUUUUGAAGUGGCUAUGGAGUCUAUAAACUUUUUAUCUGAAGAAGCCUAUGAUUACCUAGCAAAUAUCCCCCCUCAACAUUGGUCCAGACAUGCAUUCUCCCCAACAUGUAAGUCAAACAUGUUGUUAAACAAUUUGUGUGAGACUUUUAACGCUGUUAUAAGGGAUGCUAGGGAUAAGCCAAUCUUAACACAAAUGGAAUGGCUUAGAAGAUGCAUGAUGAAGAGGACCAAUGAUAAAUGGAUGGCAGCCUCUGAAUGGGAAGGGUUGUGUGUUCCUUAUGUGAAAAAGGUGUUUGAUGGGUUGGAAAAGUAUGCAAGGACAUGCACUGUCCAGUCAGGUUGGGGUGAGCUUUAUGAAGUGGAGUAUAAGGAUGAUACAUGUGUUGUUAACCUUGAAGCAAGGACAUGUACUUGUUACAGAUGGGAUUUAACAGGAUUGCCCUGUGUCCAUGCUUUUGCUGCUUUGCUGGACAAAAGGGUUGAUCCAGAGCUUUAUGUCCACCCAUACUACCACAUAAAGACUUACCUGGCUGCCUAUGAGACUCCCAUUCAGCCCAUGCCUGGAGCCAAGCAUUGGGAUAAGGUGCAUAUGAGAGAGCCUAUGCCUCCAGCUUUUAAGGUCCAACCUGGGAGAUCAAAAGCUAAAAAGAGGAAGCUUGAACAAGGGGAGGGGAGUUCUGCACCUAAUUCAGAGAACAAGAAAGUAAAGAGAAGGAAUCAAUGCAAGAAUUGUGGGGGUUUUGGCCAUUAUGCCAAAACUUGUUCUCUAGAUCCUGCCCCUACACCAGUUCAAGUUCAGAACACAGCACCAUCAGGAGGUAGGCCAGCAUUGGACAACCCUUGGAUGAAGGAACAGAGGAGGAAGAGUGAAUUGAGAGCUAUGAAAAAGAGUGCAGCAUUAGGAGCUACUGCAGGACCCAAUAGCAUUGGAAACAAGAAGUUUCCUCAAGAAUUGGCAAAAGAAAAAGCAGCUGAGGCAUCUUCUGCUUGUAAUGCAUCUCAGCCAACUGAGCAAGUGCAACCUUCUGCAAUGGAAGCAUCGGCAAGCCAGCCCAUGACUAGGAGCAGAACAAAGCUUACUGAAGCUUCCCACACCUCAGCCUCUCAGCCUCUUCCCAGACAGCAGAAUACCAGGCACAAGUUAUCAGUAUCAAAGGGUUUACAUCAGCAUCAGUUCAUGCACAAGGAUGAUAUGUGGGAACUUGGCCAUGAUAUGUAA